Vespa crabro (European hornet) is the source of this 2937-nucleotide messenger RNA. It is a transcript of the gene ETHR, whose product is annotated as growth hormone secretagogue receptor type 1-like. Gene Ontology annotation, cellular component: plasma membrane. NCBI's taxonomy places the organism in Eukaryota, Metazoa, Arthropoda, Insecta, Hymenoptera, Vespidae. The coding region runs from base 1555 to 2865 and encodes 436 amino acids. The record is from RefSeq and is a predicted model, not a curated record. The transcript is spliced from 6 exons. Gene Ontology annotation, molecular function: G protein-coupled receptor activity. Gene Ontology annotation, biological process: G protein-coupled receptor signaling pathway.
GCUCGAAAGAAAAGGAGAACGCCGUUUGAGAGUUUGUGGCGGGCCGAGUAUUCCCAUUCAGUUUAUCGGUACAAUUUGUAAGCCACACUUCGCGUUUCUGACAUAACACCCUGUUUACGGUACGAUUUCGUCACGAGUCAUUGCAUCGAUAUGACGAUUGUCUCUUAUUAUCUUUGAUAGUAAACUGAGAAAUUUUCUAAGGAAGAUACAAAAAAUUAAAAAGAAUGAACAUUUAGUGAAAAUAAAUGCGACGGAAGGAAAUGAAUAAAGUCAAACGUAAACGUUUGAUUUCGGGAUUGUUGGAAGAAACCAAUGGCAUAUAACCGAGAGAGAAAGAUAAGUAAAGCUCUCUGGGCGUGAAUGAUAUCGAGGUAUCUAAAACUACAACCAUCGAUUCGUAAGGUGAAAAACGACGGGACGGGAGUGAACUUAAUCGUCUGUGAUGAUCGACACGAAGAAGCUAUCUCUCUCGCACCAUGAACACCUUUUUCAUUUUAUAGUUACACUAGGGAGAACUCGAUCUCCAUCAUAGAUUACUCUUAUCCAUUAUUAUUUCGUCCUUUUCCGAUUGAGAUAAAUUAAUUAUCUCGGUUGUUUUUCGUUCUUUUUUCUUUUUGCUCUUUAUCAUUUUAUAAUUAUUCGAUCAACUGGCAAAUGUAAACGAUUUCGAUCGGCAUCGAAAUUCAAAUCGAUUCGUUAUAUAUGGAAAGUUAAUCGAUGUUAAUGAGACGUGCCAAGGUAACCGGGGGAGCUUCGAGAACUCGCAGAGAAGUGAAAAGAAAAUCUGAGAAAAAGAUUUCUGAAGAGAUAAUAAUAAUCGGCAUUGGGCUUAUCGAUCUAACCCGAGAGGAUAUCGCGAGAGAGUCGACAGCUAUUGAGUUACGGGAAGCAGUUUAUAAUGUCACUUAACACUCCUGUCUUGAUGCAAGCGGUGGUUACUUCAAGAUCGAGACGAGCUCUACCGUAUGUCAUCACGGUUCGCACCUUAACUUUAUUUUCUCGUUGGGAUUACAUCGGCCUGCUCGUUAACCGUUCUAAAUUUCUCGACACUUGUGUACCAUCGUGUUUAGAAAUAACACGAACUAAAAACAUAUCCAUGAGCGUAAUGAAUUUCAAUUGUUAAUUAUUAAGUAAAUUAAUAGCGUUACCAACGAUAUAUGUCGAAGUGUAUUGGAAGAUGGAACGAAAAGAAAGAAAAAAACAAACUAAACAUAUAACGUCGUCCUUUUUCAUUCGACUAUCGUCGAAUGAAUUAAAGUGAUUGAUCGUUCGAUCGUUCAAUUGGAUAUUACAGUCGUAUUUUGUAUACGACUCGUUAAUAACUUCGAAUUUUCAUUAACGCACGUACGAAUAACAAUAAGAUAGGCGCAAUGAAAAUUUUUUAAACCGGGGGAUAGGUGAAUAUGCAAGACGCGCCCGUAUUGCAUGGGGCAUAAGAAAUUCUUCGCCGAGGACGAAAAAAAGAAAGGAGAAAGAGAAAAGAAAAAAGGAGAGGAAGGAGAGAAGAAACGUGAAAAGAAGGGAAAGGUUUGAGAAUUUUUCUCGCGAGAAGAGAUGCUUUCUACGAUGUCGAGCGUCGCACUUGAAUUAAAUUCGUCAUUUUAUACGACCGCCAUUAGAAAUGCCGCUUUGGAUGGAUUUUCAGAAAUCCCAGUUUCACCUUUAGUUUCAGUGAUUGAACCUAAAAAUGCAACUUCGACGCUUUACAUGUUACCUAUGUAUAUUAGGACAACGUCUAUGGUGAUUUGCAUAAUCGUCAUGGCACUUGGUAUAAUAGGAAAUCUCAUGGUACCUUUGGUCGUUCUACGAGGCAAAGACAUGAGAAACAGCACCAAUAUUUUUCUCGUAAAUUUGAGUGUGGCCGAUUUGUUCGUCCUUUUAAUAUGCACGCCGACCGUAUUGGUGGAAGUCAAUUCUGGUCCUCAGGUUUGGCCACUCGGUGAACACAUGUGCAAAGCCGUUCCAUUCGUGGAAUUGACCGUAGCACAUGCCUCGGUUUUAACGAUUUUGGCAAUUAGUUUCGAACGAUAUUACGCGAUUUGUGAGCCGCUGAGGGCAGGAUACGUUUGCACGAAGGCCAGAGCAACGUUUCUUUGCUUUCUUGCAUGGGUGGCAGCAGCCCUUUGUACAAGUCCCAUACUCUUGAUGGUAACCUACGAGUUGGAAGAAAUCGACGAUACGUUUAUACCAACCUGUUACACUUCCGCCGAUGCAACAUGGAUGAACGUUUUCGUCCUUACAACGAUAAUCGUCUUUUUCGUCGUACCAUUGUUAAUUUUAAUGGUACUUUACACGGUGAUAGCGCUACACCUCAUGGCAAAUCCUGCGAUAAGCCGUGGCCCAGCUAAUAAUUUGUUAAAGUAUCGUAAACAGGUGGUACUAAUGUUGGGCACCGUUGUUUUAUGCUUCUUCCUUUGUUUAUUACCUUUUCGAGCAUUGACAUUAUGGAUAAUCGUAGUACCUCAAGAAAUGAUAAUCAAUCUUGGAAUCGAGGGAUAUUACAGUCUCUUAUAUUUCUGUAGAGUAAUGCUGUAUUUGAAUUCAGCAAUUAAUCCUAUUUUAUACAAUUUAAUGUCUACCAAAUUUAGAGAAGGCUUUUUGAGACUUUGUGGAUUGGGCCCUGCAAGGAAAAGAAAGAAAAAGACUUCAGACAGAACCGGAACGUACACAACUGGUUCGACAAACUGUAGUAGCAGUAAUCAUUCUGAUUUCUGGAGGAGGCAUAGCAGCAAUAAAAGUUGCAAUGUUAAAGUACCUAGUAAUACAUGUACUACUGUGUCCAUCGAAAAACAAAUUAAUAUCCCAUUACUCACGGCCGUUGUCACUGGAAAUAUUGUUAAAAAGAAACAGGAAAGUUAUGUUUAAAAACAUUACAAAAGUUUGUAGUAUUCAUUAAUUAGAGAUAUCGUUGUAAAAAUAUAUAUUAUAUUAUUAUUA